This is a messenger RNA of Dermacentor andersoni, 2519 nucleotides long. The record is from RefSeq and is a predicted model, not a curated record. Lineage: Eukaryota; Metazoa; Arthropoda; Arachnida; Ixodida; Ixodidae.
ACAAUGACGCCUUUGAUUACGAAGGAUUCGCUAUGAAACAGGAAACAGGCCGAGGCAGUCUUAGAUGUGACCUCACACACAGCGACACCGGUAGCAGUGAUGAGGAAACAGAUCGAAGCAGUCCUACAUCUGACGUCACACACAGCGACAGCAGUGGCAGUGUCACAUGCUGCGACACCUGUAGCAGUGAUGAGGAGGAAUGUGAAACUGGCGUUUUUCGCGAUUCAUUCUGGGAAAGCGAUGUCAUUGAUACCACUGACAUGAUUAUUAUAUUUGAAAAAACGAAACUAGUGUUUUCCGGGACCCAAUGAGCAGUGACACCAUUGAUUUCAAUGAUAUGAUAGUAGAGGAGAUCAGUGAAAGCAGACCCCUAGCCGAGCAUCCUUACAGUGACAUCUACGGUGGCAAUGAAAUAGGAGAGCGUACGCCGACGAAGACACCAACUACGCCUCGUGGCUGCUGACGCGCACAGUCAACCCCGCGGUGAACGCCUGCCUCGACUUGCACGCGUACGUGUGCGGCGGCUACGACGGAGCCGUCGGCCGUCCCCUCGAGGAGUACGUCGCCGCCAACACCACGGCGGCCAUCAAGACGCACUUCCUGAACAUCGCCGGCCGUUCCUCGACGCGUCGCCAGGCUAAGACUAGCCACGACUCCGAGGCCAGGGCGGUGGCCUUUUACCGCAGCUGUCUGAAGACGGGCCGCGCGCACGAAGACCCAACGGUCACCGCCAACGCCAGGGCGCUGGUCAAGUUUCUGGAACAGAACCACCUCAACUUCCGGCACGUCGACGGCGUCGACCUCGUGGGAAAGGCGCUGGAACUGCUGACGCGCUACGACCUGCAGGUCUUUUUCGCCCUCGAAGUCCAGUUAUUCCCGUGGCUGAGCCGGAGCAGGAGGUUCGUGCGCGUGGUGGCCAGCCCCGCCUUCGAAGAGUGGAAGGCGCGGAAGGCCUCCUUGCACCGCGCGGAUUUCGGGAGGUUCGUCGAGGAAGUUCUCUCCCUGAGUGGCGUGGGUCGGCGCCGGAUAGCCGACCUAACGGACGCGGUGCGAACCAUCGAAGGCCGCGUUCAGGAAACGAGUCGCGCGGACGAAGAACCCGACGAGGUGACGCAGGCCACCUGGAGGCGUUACCUGGACGACCACUCGCGGCACGUCUUCAUGGCGGAUUCCUACGACUUGGACAUCAAUAGCUCGAACGCGGCCCGCUUCUUCCUGGCCGCGACUCGCGUCUUGGACCGCGGUCAGCGAUCGGUCUACCUCAGCUGGCACGUCGCCCGACACGUCGCCGAGGUCGCCCGUUUGGUGCCGCGGCACUCGAGCAAAGACGAGGUCGACGACGCCAAGACGUACUGCUACGACCACGCCUACGGCGAAUACAAGCACGCCAUCAUGGCCGCGCACCUCUUCAAGUUCGUCAAUGAGAGUAGGCUGCAAGAGGUGAGGAAGAUGGUUCAUUCCCUCGCGAUCGAAGUUCAAAACAGCAUCAGUCGUUCCUCCUGGCUGCCGGCGAAGACUAGGGACAAGCUCGAAAGGAAGGUCGGGAGUAUCAGGUGGAGGAUCGGCUACCCGGCCGGUCUCAGCGAGUGGAAAGGCGUCGACGAGUUCUACAGCCGCCACCCCCGUUCCACGGGCGUGUUCGUCCGGGACUACCUGGAAGCGCGCGAGGCGCGAAUGCGCGCCUUCUUCGCCACGUUGCGCAGCCGCGUCGCUAAACCUGAGGAGUUCGACUUCGCCAACGACGCGCCGGGGGUCACGUACGGCACGCCGAACGAGGUCAGCGUGCCGGCCGUCGCCCUGGUGUGGCCUCUGUUCAACUACCGCGGGGCACCCGAACUAAACUACGGCCUCCUGGGCUCGCUGCUGGUCGAGGCCAUCAUGCGGGCCUUUGGCGGUGCCAACAUGAUGCACGACGGCCGCGGUUCGCCGAUUCCGUGGUCCGCCAAUCACCGGCGGCUGUUCAAGAAGAAGUACCACCGCUGCGACAAUCUGAGGGAAGGCCCGCUUCUAUUGAGCCAGGCCUCCCGGCGCAGCAACGCCCGCGUGCCGACGUCUUCCCGGGGUCGGGACCUCGGCUCUCGGCCCGGAGUGUCCGUCGGGGCGCAAGCCCUGUACAGGGCGUACAAGAGUGCGGCGGCGUCUUUCGGCAGCCGAAGCGUCCGGGGCUUCGAGGCCCUCCGCGGAGACCAGCUGUUCCACGUGGGGCGCUGCUUUCUGUCUUGCGGCGACGCCCACGACGGUGUAGCGGACCCCCUGUUCGCCGGACACCGCUGCAACAGGAUGGCCCGUCAGUCGUCCGAAUUCGCCGCCGCGUUCCGCUGCGACGAGGCGUCGUGGGCGCCCGCGGGCAGUCGCUGCGAUUUUUGGUGAAAGUAAAACGGAGACGAAAAACCUGUAUAUGUAGCGAGUGCUCGGAGUGAGUUGCGCAGUCUUAAAGCAACCCCCUUGCCACCCCCUCUCCUUCGUCCUCCUUACCAUCAGGUCCCGUUGUAAGUUUUGGCUAUAGACUUGGAGCUGUA